AUGGUGCUUGAGUUUUGCCGUCACUCCCUCUACAAGGGCACUUGGACGCAUCUUUUACCCCCAGGGCAUGCAUGGCUUCGGGAACAUGACCAGCUUUUGCCUUCUGAAGAGCUCCCGGGGGAAGGCCACUUCGAGCCUAAUCUGUUGGCCAGUCUCCUUGCCACUCGGCUGCCUUAUGUUGAGCGAUGGCGAAGGAAGUAUCAUGGGCCCGAACAUAUCAACUGCAAAGAAGUCCGAGCUUACCUUCAGGACGAAUCCUAUGCUGCUCGAUCAGGCGAGCGCAUUCGGCUUUUGACGGGCCUCGACUCUCAGGUCGCGCUCGGAGCAUUGAUCAAAGGGAGAUCAUCGUCAGGUGCCUUGAACGACAUGUUGGAGGCAUCUCUCGGCCCGUACCUCGGAUGUGGGCUGUACCCCCACUUCAUGUAUUACCUCAGCGAGCUAAACCCUAGCGACGGUCCUACUCGAGGACGUGACCCACCUUUACCUCUCGGGCCUCUCCCUGACUGGUGGUCGCAGCUCGCUGAUGGCUUGACUGAGCCUUUCGAUGCUUGGAUGCUUAAGGUCGGUGCAGCUCGUCCCGGGUUUUCCUUUGAUCAUUUGGACCGCGACGGUGGCCUGGGCGCUGCGUCUCCCGAGCCUCUUCAUGCCGAAGUUUUUCGGGUCAGAGCUACCCCGCUGGCUCCCGAGCAUGAUGGAGGCUCUUGCUGCCUUAGGCUUGGCGGCUUCUCUUUCCCUCUUCGGCAGUUUAAGUUCGGUGGCUUGGCCCCUGACCUCGGCGAGCCGGGCUACCUUGACCUCUUCGCUGGCGCUGGAGGAGUUGGCAGUGCGCUGGUGAAGCUUGGCGCUCCUUGGGUCCUCUCUUUUGACCUGAGGUGGAGCCCUGACCAAGACCUCCUGGACCCAGCUGUGCAAGCUCGGAUUGAGACCUUGAUUUCAUCUGGAUGUUUUCGGGCGAUUGGCAUGGCUCCUCCUUGCAGCUCCUUCUCAAGCGCUGUGACGCCGGCGGUCCGUUGGCUGGUGGCUGGAACAGCCGGAUACGUCUUGGAUGUGGCGGCUGCCUGGCUUCAAGCGGUUUCGGCCUCCUUCGUCUACGUCGACGUGGCGGGUGGACUUCUGCUACUUUGGGACCCCUUGGCGCAAGCGGACUAA
Molecule: messenger RNA, 1149 nt
Organism: Symbiodinium necroappetens
Lineage: Eukaryota; Dinophyceae; Suessiales; Symbiodiniaceae
Source: the annotation of a GenBank genome assembly